Molecule: messenger RNA, 468 nt
Organism: Phasianus colchicus (ring-necked pheasant)
Lineage: Eukaryota; Metazoa; Chordata; Aves; Galliformes; Phasianidae
Source: RefSeq, a predicted model, not a curated record
CGGCUCCGGGGGGCGGGGCGUGGCGCGGCGCCAUGGCGGCGGGGCGCGGCGGCGCUGGGAUGGCCGCGCCGGUGCCGGUGGCCGUGGCUGAAGCCGGUGCCGGUACCGGUGCCGUUCCCGCCGCCACCCGGCUGCAGGCCUACGCCUGGUGCCGUGAGUUCCUGGCCGGCUCCUGGAAGCUCAUCGGCCCCGACGAGUUCGCCAUUGCGCCCGUCAGCGGUGGGCUCAGCAAUCUGCUCUUCAAAUGCUCGCUGCCCGACCACGUGCGCAGUGUCGGGGAUGAACCCCGCCAGGUGCUGCUGCGUGUCUAUGGGGCCAUCCUACAGGGCAUGGAUUCCUUGGUGCUGGAGAGCGUCAUGUUCGCCAUCCUGGCUGAGCGGGCGCUGGGGCCACGGCUGUAUGGGGUUUUCCCCCAGGGGAGGCUGGAGCAAUACGUGCCGGUACGGUGUGGGGUGUGCUGGGAUGGGA